AUGGUGUUGAAUAAGGUUAGGGUUAGGGUUGAGGAGAAGAAUGAAGAGGAGAAGAAUGAGGAAGAGGAGAAGAAUGAAGAGGAGAAGAAUGGAGCGGUGGAAUUCUUCUUUCCGCCCACAGGAACAUGGCAUAAGAAGACAAGGAAGAAGAAUAGUAAAUUGAGGGCUAGGCUGGCUGAAACUAAGUUUGCGGAUUUAGACCCUCCCGCUUGUCUAGAACAUGCCAGUCGGAUGCUGUCGUUUGAACGUAAGAUACUGGAAGAUUGCAAUGUAAGGUUACAAAAACAACAAGAAAAAUAUGGAAAACAGGAGAAUUCACUUGUUUCUAAGGCACCGGUGCAUGCAGAAGCAGCUGCACUUCCAGCUGCACUCUGCACAAAAUUUCUUUCAUUGUUGCAUGUCCUGUCAAGGGAAGCCACAAUCCAGUUUGGUACCUUGCCGAGUGGAGUGGCUACCAGGUUGUAA
This is a messenger RNA of Cylindrotheca closterium, 465 nucleotides long. The record is from the annotation of a GenBank genome assembly. NCBI's taxonomy places the organism in Eukaryota, Bacillariophyta, Bacillariophyceae, Bacillariales, Bacillariaceae.